Messenger RNA from Gossypium raimondii (Peruvian cotton), 2172 nucleotides. RefSeq names its product zinc finger CCCH domain-containing protein 34. Gene Ontology annotation, molecular function: metal ion binding. Bases 160 to 1755 code for a protein of 531 amino acids. The record is from RefSeq and is a predicted model, not a curated record. The transcript has 3 exons. NCBI's taxonomy places the organism in Eukaryota, Viridiplantae, Streptophyta, Magnoliopsida, Malvales, Malvaceae.
UUCAUUUUUUGUUUCUUUAUUUCGUGUUCGUCAGUUUUCACUUUUCCGCCAUGUAAAUUUGUAAACCCAAGCAGUGCUCUCGGUGUGUCAGUCUUUUUUCAUAAUUCUUUUCUUCUCAUUUUUCAUGAAAAGCAUAAAAUAGCAAAAAUAAAAUAAAAAAUGGAGGAACAAUUGCUCAAACGCAACACCGAUUGCGUUUAUUUCUUAGCAUCUCCUUUCACUUGCAAGAAGGGACUAGAUUGCGAGUACCGGCAUAGUGAAGUUGCCAGGCUCAACCCGAGGGACUGCUGGUAUUGGUUGGCUGGGAAUUGUAUUAAUCCGACUUGUGGUUUUCGGCAUCCUCCAUUGGAUGUGCAUUCUCAAGUUCCAUCUGAAUCUGCUGCAUUGCCAUACCAAUGUUCUACAGCAGCGAACAAGACAAAUUUGCCUUGUUACUUUUACUUCAACGGUUUCUGCAAUAAAGGUGACAGAUGCUCUUUUCUGCAUGGCCCUGAUGAGAGUACUAUUACUGUAAAUUCUUUAAAAACUGGUGCUCUUCCCUUGGACCAUAAGACAUUCGUCGAAAAUGAUGUUGGAGCAGUUCAGACAGAAACACAUCCCAAUCCUUCUAAAACUGCCCCAAAUUCUAUCAAGGACACCGGUGUGCAGCUUAAAACGGACCUCGAAGAACCAGUGCCCAAAACUAUGAUAAAGAGGAGUGUCUCUCCAAAAACAUCUGUUUUUGAAUUAGAACAAGCUGGUUUUGUUAGUUCACAGUCCUUGCUUCUAAAAGAAGGCAUCACUCAAACCGGAUCUCCGAUCUGCACAGAUGAAAGUUUGGAGGAGCAAUUGGAUGACCCCUUUGAGCCAGAGGAGCCAGAGGAGAGGUGGGAGUCCUCCGAAGGUUUCGAUGUUCUCGUGGAUAACAAAUCAGAGGAUUUGGAUUAUGGGAAUGAUUCGGAAUAUCAGAAGGACCCUGAAGAGGAGCAGACAGAUUACUUCUUUAGUUAUGAUUAUGAAGAUUCAGUUCAGCAUGAGACCAGGUACCCGGAUUUAGAAUUUUCGUAUGAUCGAGAUGUGUAUGAUGCUUAUGAGGGUUCAGACAAUGAGUAUAUUUUCAAUAAUCCAAGGAAUCCUUUUGCCCACCCCGGAGAUAAAAGAAGGCUGGAUUCCAUGUUUUCCCAAAAGAGAAGGAGACUCUUGCCCAUCAAACGGUCAAUUGAUGUGGAUCUUAGAGACUAUUUGAGUAAACGCAGGGUAGUCAAGGGCAAUCCUCUCAAGUGUUUGUCGAGGUCUGAAUAUUCUCAUCUGAUCAGUCGUAGUCUGGAAAGGCCACGAAGGCGUAGUAUGGGUCGGAAAUUAAGUGGAAGACUGGCAUCAAAAGUGGGGAAGCAUUAUAUUGAAUCAACAGGAGGCCAAGGUGGUUUUGGCAAUGGUACCAACCGGCGUGGCUGGCUCAAGCACUUGGAGCCUAACCGCUCCAUCAGGCGGCCUUAUAGGGAAAAAAGGCUGCCUAAGCGGAAGUCUGUUUCAUCUGAGGUUUCUAGAAAUCUGAUUUCAAGGGAGAGGAAAUACGAAGAUGCAUCUACUGCUUUUACAGGUCCCAAGACCCUCGCCCAGAUUAGAGAAGAGAAGAGGAAAACUGAAGAAAACGGCGGGAAAAUGAGGCAUUCAAUUGUAACUGCAUCAGCAGACUUCCAGGGUCCAAAACCAUUGAGUGAAAUCCUCAAGGACAAGGAGCGGCUAGCCAAGAAAGGAACAAAUUUCUUAAGUUGAUUCAAAUUAAGGACCUUAGCUCUUUCCAUUCUUACCAAAAAAAAGAAGAAGAAAAAAGUUACCUUUAGAUCUUAGAUUCAACCUCUUGCCAUAUUCUCUGAAGUUUCAAAAAUGUUGGUCCCAACAUUUUUCUCUUAUUACCGAUAAAGACGAGGAAAACUUGAAGGAGUCAACCUACAGGAUGGUAUGAAGUGUUGGAGUCUUUUGAUAUUUCUUCUAUCGGAUACCCCUGACCAUAGGGAAUGGAACUUAACCCCAGAAACAGGCAAGUUGUUAGCAUAUCCUUUGUAGACUUUCAUUACCCGGAAGUUCAUCCUGGUUUCUUGUAUAGAGUUUUCUAUGAAUAUUCAGGAUACAAUAUUUUCUUGCAUAUCAUUUUGAGAAGUACAUUAAAAAUUACCUUUUCUCUGCGUAUAA